Medicago truncatula (barrel medic) is the source of this 2838-nucleotide messenger RNA. RefSeq names its product E3 ubiquitin-protein ligase COP1. Gene Ontology annotation, molecular function: ubiquitin protein ligase activity; protein binding. Lineage: Eukaryota; Viridiplantae; Streptophyta; Magnoliopsida; Fabales; Fabaceae. The coding region runs from base 125 to 2158 and encodes 677 amino acids. Gene Ontology annotation, biological process: proteasome-mediated ubiquitin-dependent protein catabolic process. The transcript has 13 exons. The record is from RefSeq and is a predicted model, not a curated record.
AAAUAUCUCACCCUCACAAACAUCACAUUCCUGGACCCACUUUCUUCCACUCUAAACCCGCUUCUCUUCAAAUCACCACCACACGCAUCAAAACCAUUUCAUCUCAAAAACCUCACAUCACACCAUGGAAGAACACUCCGUCGGACCACUCGUUCCCGCCGUCGUCAAACCCGAACCAUCCAAAAACCUCUCCACCACCGUAACCGUCACCGGCGACAUCGCCGGUGGAGACAAUUUCCCGAUCGCAACUAUGACGGAAUUAGAUAAAGACUUUCUAUGUCCGAUUUGUAUGCAGAUUAUCAAAGACGCGUUUCUUACAUCUUGUGGUCAUAGCUUUUGUUACAUGUGCAUUAUUACUCAUCUUCGGAAUAAAAGUGAUUGUCCUUGCUGUGGUCAUUACCUUACCAAUAGUAAUUUGUUUCCCAAUUUCUUACUCGAUAAGCUACUAAAAAAGACGUCGGAUCGUCAAAUAUCGAAGACUGCUUCCCCCGUGGAGCAUUUCCGGCAGGCGAUACAAAAGGGUUGUGAAGUGACAAUGAAGGAGCUCGACACCCUUUUGUCACUCCUUGCUGAGAAGAAAAGAAAAAUGGAACAAGAAGAAGCUGAGAGAAAUAUGCAGAUAUUGUUAGAUUUCUUGCAUUGCUUACGCAAGCAAAAAGUUGAUGAGUUGAAGGAGGUGCAAACUGAUCUCCAGUUCAUAAAGGAGGACAUUGGGGCCGUGGAGAAACAUAGAAUGGACUUAUAUCGUGCUCGGGAUCGGUACUCUGUGAAGUUGCGGAUGCUUGAUGAUUCUGGUGGAAGAAAAUCAUGGCAUUCAUCAAUGGACAAGAAUAGCAGUGGCCUUGCAUCUAGCCCUUUAAAUAUUCGAGGAGGGUUGUCUUCAGGGAGCCAUACUAAGAAAAAUGAUGGAAAGUCUCAAAUCAGCUCUCAUGGACAUGGAAUCCAGAGAAGAGAUCCCAUCAGUGGAUCAGAUUCUCAGUAUAUAAAUCAAUCGGGUCUUGCUCUAGUUAGAAAGAAGAGGGUGCAUACACAGUUCAAUGACCUACAAGAAUGUUAUCUACAAAAACGACGGCAGGCUGCAGAUAAGCCACAUGGCCAACAAGAAAGAGAUACAAAUUUCAUAAGUCGAGAAGGUUAUAGUGGUGGUCUUGAUGAUUUUCAGUCAGUCUUAACAACUUUCACACGCUACAGUCGAUUGCGAGUCAUUGCAGAAAUAAGACACGGGGAUAUAUUUCAUUCAGCCAACAUCGUUUCAAGCAUAGAGUUUGACCGAGAUGAUGAUUUGUUUGCUACAGCUGGAGUUUCCCGACGUAUUAAAGUUUUUGAUUUUUCUGCGGUUGUGAAUGAACCCACAGAUGCUCAUUGUCCUGUUGUGGAGAUGACCACACGUUCAAAACUUAGUUGCUUGAGUUGGAACAAAUAUGCUAAGAAUCAAAUAGCUAGUAGUGAUUAUGAAGGAAUUGUGACUGUUUGGGAUGUGACCACUCGAAAGAGUUUAAUGGAGUAUGAAGAGCAUGAAAAGCGUGCAUGGAGUGUUGAUUUUUCAAGAACGGAUCCCUCUAUGCUUGUAUCUGGUAGUGAUGAUUGCAAGGUCAAAGUUUGGUGCACGAAUCAGGAGGCCAGUGUUCUAAAUAUAGACAUGAAAGCUAACAUAUGUUGCGUGAAGUAUAAUCCUGGAUCGGGGAAUUACAUUGCAGUUGGGUCAGCAGACCAUCACAUCCAUUAUUAUGAUUUGAGAAAUAUUAGCCGUCCAGUCCAUGUUUUCAGUGGGCACAAGAAGGCUGUUUCAUACGUGAAAUUUUUGUCCAACGAUGAACUUGCAUCAGCAUCAACAGAUAGUACACUGCGGUUAUGGGAUGUGAAGCAAAACGUACCAGUCCGCACUUUCAGAGGCCACGCAAAUGAGAAAAACUUUGUUGGCCUUACAGUAAGUAGUGAAUACAUUGCAUGUGGCAGUGAAACAAAUGAAGUAUUUGUCUACCACAAGGAAAUCUCCAAGCCUUUGACUUGGCAUAGAUUUAGUUCCCCUGACAUGGAUGAUGCGGAGGAUGAGGCUGGAUCUUACUUCAUCAGUGCUGUAUGCUGGAAGAGUGAUCGCCCCACCAUACUAACUGCAAAUAGUCAAGGCACCAUCAAAGUGCUGGUGCUUGCUGCUUAAACACAAGGAAAAAUGAACAGAAUGCUGAAUCGGUAUUGUUUAUUCCUAUGUUAAAAUUGUUGUACCACUAAAAUUGUACAUAGUAUUUAAGUGUAUAUGGUAGGUUUUAGGCAACACCCCACUAAGUGGGAUAAAGCUUGGUUGUUGUUGUUGUUGUGGUAGAUUUUAGGGAUCUUAUUGAGGUGUUAGCCGAGGACACUGUAUGAUGAUAAACCAAUUAAGAAACUGAACUUUUGCCAAUUAAGGACCUCAAAUUUGUUAAAAUAAUUAGUUUAGGAUUAAGCAAAGCCAACAGGAACUAAAGGUUGGAAAAUGGGGAUGAAGUGGAGUUGGAGAGGUACAGCGAGAAAGGAAAGGAAGCGGUGGUGGAACUCGAAGAGAGAGAGACAAGGAAGAGAGGAAAGAAGGAGGAAUAGGUGGUGGAGGAUUGGUAAAAUCGGAGAUAAAGGGAUUACUAUGUAAUUUUGUUUAGGUGUCGUAACUUUAUUUUGUGUAGGUGGACUAACUUGUAUCAAGUAAUUUUCUUGUAAGUGUCUAUUAUGAUAAGAUAAGGUUGUCAUAGGAAACUCUGCCCUAAUUUGUUCUCUUCAGAAGAGUUUUAUUUAAAUUUUCAUUAAGGUGAUUUCCAUGUAUCAGAAGAAUUUUAUUUAAAUUUUCAUUAAGGUGAUUUCCAUGUAUUA